Arabidopsis lyrata subsp. lyrata is the source of this 3086-nucleotide messenger RNA. Its product is annotated as intracellular protein transport protein USO1-like. The record is from RefSeq and is a predicted model, not a curated record. NCBI's taxonomy places the organism in Eukaryota, Viridiplantae, Streptophyta, Magnoliopsida, Brassicales, Brassicaceae. The transcript is spliced from 3 exons. Bases 1 to 2988 code for a protein of 995 amino acids.
AUGGAGAAGACUAGUUAUGAAGAAUGCAUUGAGUCAAAGACACAGAAUCACCGCAAAUCAAUGGAGAAACUUAAAGCUGAUGCGUCUGGAAUAUUGACCUACACCAGUCAAUUGAAAGGUUUACUCAAGCAUUUUGACAGUGUUGAAGCCAAUAUUAAAAAGAGGUCGCGAGAGCUAGAGCUAAAGGAGAAGGAACUGCAAAUUUUGAGCUCAGAACUUGAGCAAAAGAGUCAAACUUUUGAAGCAGAAAAGUCUGAAGCUGGUGAUUUGAAGAAAUUGGUUGAAGAGUGUACUGAAGAACUGAGGUCAAAGAGGAAUUUACUGACUGUGAAGCUGGAUUCGUUGACAAGGGUUCAGAGAGAGCUUGAGUUAAAGGAUAACCAAUUGGGACAGGUUAUGGCCGAGAUUAAGAGACGUUGCAAUGAGGCUCGUAAUGUUCAAGAGCGUAAGAGAGAAGUGGAAGAUGAAACAGCCAGAAACAAGAAAGAGUUGUCAUUGAUUGUUGAGCAGAUUGAAGAAUCUGGAAAACAGCUUGCGACGGUAGAUGAGCAAGUAGAGGCGCGUCAGAAACAGCUUGCAACGGUAGAUGAGCAACUAGAGGCGCGACAGAAACUGCUUGAGAUUCGGUCAUUGGAGCUAGUUUCUACAGAGAAGAUGUUGGCAAGUAUGAGAGAAUCCAUUAAGCUUUCCAAUUCUGACCUUGAGCUGAAAGGAAAUAAGAUACAAUCACUAAACAAUUUGAUAACGGACUGUAGUAACACGAUUGACUCGAAAUCUCAAGAAUUAGGGAAAAACCAGAAGCUGAUUGACCAACAGACCAAUGAGCUUGGUGUCUUGCAGAAUCAGCGUGACACUAUCAAGCAGUUUAUCCAAAUACUAUCUGAAGAGCUUGUUUCUAAGGAGCAGACACGCAAGGAGAUUUUGGAGACUAUUUGCAGAAGCUCCUCUGAGAUGGAAGAAAGGGCUAAAGAGAUUAAAGCAGCGGAGACCGAAGCAAGUAAUUUAAAUGUAAGAUCUGAAAGGGUUAGGCAGGAGGUUGAAGGUAAAGAAAAGGAACUAGCUCUGCUUAAGAAUCAGAUAGAGUCAGAUAAAAAUAAAGUCACUCAGCUUAAGAGAGAAAUGGAAGAGGAGACAGAUAUAAAGAAGAGAGAUUUGGAACUUGUUCUUUCCAAAAUUGAAGAAUCUGGCAAGCAGCUUACAACUGUGAAUGAGCAACUGGCGUCUCAGCAGAGACUGCUUGAGAUACAGUCACUGGAACUAGUUUCUAAAGAGACUGAGUUGGAAUGCGUGAGAGAAUCCAUCAAGCUUUCCAAUUCUGACCUAAAGCUGAAAGAAAAGAUGGUACAAUCACUCAACCACAGGGUAUCAGUUUGUGGUAAGACGAUUGACUCGAAAUCCAAAGAAUUAGGAGAAAUCCAAAAGCUGAUAGAGCAACAAACCAAUGAGCUUGGUGUCAUGCAUAGAAAGAAGAGAGAUUUGGCACUGAUUCUUAACAAGAUUGAAGAAUCUGGCAAACAGCUUGCGACGAUAGAUAGGCAACUAGAGUCGCGACGGAAACUGCUUAAGAUUCGGUCAUUUAAGUUACUUUCUGCGAAUAAGAAGUUGGGAUAUGUGAGAAAAUCCAUCAAGCUUUCCAGCUCUGACCUUAAGCAGAAAGAGAGGAUGAUACAUUCUUUAAACAACAGGGUAACAGUUUGCGGUAAUACAGUUGACUCGAAAUCCAAAGAAUUAGGAGAAAUCCAAAAGCUGAUUGAUCAACAUACCAAUGAGCUUGUUGUCUUGCAUACUCAACGUGAUUCUAUCUGGCAGUUAAUCCAGGGACUAUCUGAAGAGCUUGUUGCUAAAGAGAUGGAGUUGGAAUGUGUUCUAGAAUCAAGCAAGGACUUCAAAUUUGACAUUGAUGUCAAAGAAAAGAGAGUCCAAGCAUUAAACAAUCUGAUAACGAUCUCUGGCGAACAGCUUGACAUUAAAUCUAAAGAGUUGGGUGAAAUUCAAAGAGAGCUUGAUUUGAAGAAGAAACGGCUGAGACAUAUGAGCACUGUUCUUGUUAAGCAUGAGGAGCAGUCAGUUGCAGCAGAAACUGCACCAUUUAGUGAAGAUGCUCUCACGCAUCAUGAAUUCCCACCUUCUCUUUCGCGCGAUGAAGUUGCCGAUCAUCUUAGAGCUUUACCUAAUCCAGCAGAGUUUGUUCUGGAAGAUGUGCAGGAAUAUAUUAGUGGGGAAUUGGGAUUACAAGAUGACUCAUUUCUUGAGAUUUUGGUUCUUUGUUUGGAGGAGCUCAUAGAAAUUCAGCGACGAGAUGAUCCUCAACUGCAAAACAAAGCCACACAAGUGGCAACUAUAUGGAAAGGGAAGAUAACCAUCGAAGCUCCGAAAUCAUCUCUCGAGGCCUUAGCCUUUCUUCUGUUCAUUGUGGCAUAUGGAUUAAAGAAUUUGAUAAAUGAAGAAGAAGCUGCUCUACUUGCUUCGUCUAUUGCUCAUUACGAACAGGCUCCAAGACUCUUCAAAUCUCUUAGUCUCAACUGUGAAAUCCGAAAGUUUGUUAAAGAGCUCAUCAAAAAAGAGCAAUAUAUUCCUGCAGUCCGGCUUAUAUGUCUGUUUGAGCUUAAUGAAGAAGAGUUCUCACCCUCACACUUGUUAGAGAAAGAGAUCAUCAAUUUAAGAUGGUCUGUCCUGGGAAAAAGACCAACGCAAUCCUCCCAGGCUAAAGAAAAAGAUGCAGGAAGACUGAGGGCAAUACUUGAACUUGUGGGAGAUUAUAAGCUCGAAAUCAAUAUCCCAGGGUACCUCAUUGCCAAGCUCAUGAUUCAAAGAGAAAACUCACCCCCUCUAGUUCGUUGCUCUGUGAAGCAUGACACUUCCUCAUCAAAUCCACAAGCUAAUUCUCCUAAUCCGGCUUCUGCUCAAAGUUCAAGCGUGAAUCCUCAGGUUCCUAAACCAGAUGCUAAACCCUGCUUGAACUAUCUAGAUCCUACUGUUGCUAUAUGAACCAAAGCAGGCUUGUAUAUAGCUCGUGCUAAUAUGGUAGAUCAGAGGCUAAGUUUCUAUGGUUUAUAUCUGGAGAGAGAGAGAGAGAGAGAGAGAGA